AUGUUACACUGUCUCAACACUUCGGGUAAUCUAAUAGGAGGAGAAACGACCAUUUCCGACAUGACACUGUUACAAACACAAAAACCAACCAUCAACUUUCAACAAUUUUCUUCUUCUUCUCCACAGUUUAUGAUGGUGGCUUGUGAUUCCGCUCUUGGCGAAGUCGUUGCUAAUAAUGGAUUCGGAAAAUAUAUCAUUAAGAAAAGAAAAGCUGAAAUUAAUGAUAGUAAUAAUAAUAAUUCUAAGGUUGUUGAUGUUGUUCAAGAGUGUGACAAGAGGAUCAAAAUGAGUGCAGAAGAAGAGGAAUCCAAAACCAGUGAGCAAACUACAAAGGGACACAAGAAUACAAAGCUCAACAAUGGAUCGAAAAGAGAAAAUUCUGGUGAUACUAAUUCAAAGGAAAAGCUUGAUUACAUUCAUGUUCGAGCACGUCGUGGUCAAGCCACGGAUAGUCAUAGCUUAGCAGAAAGAGUUAGAAGGGAAAAAAUAAGCGAGAGGAUGAAGUAUUUACAAGAUUUAGUGCCAGGAUGCAACAAAAUUGCAGGAAAAGCUGGAAUGCUUGAUGAAAUCAUUAACUAUGUUCAAUCUCUUCAAAGACAAGUUGAGUUCUUGUCAAUGAAAUUAGCAGCUGUAAAUCCAAGACUUGACUUCAACAUUGAUGAAUUGUUUGUCAAAGAGAUUUUUCCUCAAAAUUUUCCAACCAUAGGGAUGCAAUCAGACAUGACUAACCCUACUACAUAUCUUCAAUUUAAUUCAGCACAACAACUAGUUUCAAGUUGUGGUGGAUUAAUAAACAAUAUGGGGAUAAUCUCUUCGGAAAUCGGGCUUUGGAGGAACAUUAGUAUCCCCACGUCUACAUCUUUACCCGAAAUCUUUGACUCGUCAUGUUUCACCCAUAUCUUACCCUCUUCAACUUGGGAAGGUGAUUUUCAAAACCUUCACAGUGUGGAUUUUGAUCAAGGAAGAUCAUUGUCUUUUCCUUCUCAACCAUUCACAGGCAUGGUUGAAGCUAGCAAUUUGAAGAUGGAGAUGUAA
Messenger RNA from Vicia faba (fava bean), 1035 nucleotides. The record is from the annotation of a GenBank genome assembly. NCBI's taxonomy places the organism in Eukaryota, Viridiplantae, Streptophyta, Magnoliopsida, Fabales, Fabaceae.